AUGGCUUCCUCUGGAAUCAUCACUAUUGCCAGAGGAGCAAUUUUGCUGCUGGCCCUUGUUGUUUUUCUUGGUAAUACAAUGAUGUGGAUUAUUAUGCCAACUGAUACUUAUUACAAUCACUGGUUGAUCCACAUUCUUGCUCAUACAAACUCUACUUUCUUUGGAAUACAAGGUUCAACAAUGCUUGAUUUCACAUUUCCCAUUUUGUUCAUUGCUGUCUUGGGGUGUUUAUAUCUGCAUUUGGAGACGAGAAUGACUGGUGGUGCCACUGCCACAGCAAGCAGCUGGAAACGGGAGAGUAAGCUAAGGUUGUUGAAGAGGCCGAUGGUCGUGAAGGGGCUCGGUAUUGUCACCAUAACGGAGCUCACACUAUUCACUUUGUUCGUUGCUCUUUGUGCUUGGUAUACCGCGGUUUACCUGCGCCGUUUCUUUAAACAAGCUCCCGAGCUCUCAGUGACCAGACAUGAAAAAAUGUGGCAAACGAAGGUGGAUAGAGCUGGUUUAGCUACAGGAUUAGCCGGGAAUUUGUGCUUGACAUUUUUAUUUUACCCGGUGACACGAGUAUCGUCCAUUUUGCCGAUGUUGGGGCUAACAUCUGAGGCCAGCAUUAAGUACCACAUUUGGGUUGGCCACAUGACUAUGACCCUAUUUACUGCUCAUGGAUUACUCUACAUUCUCUACUGGGCCUUCACCAAAAGGUUCUUACAAUCCAGACAAAAUGUCCGUCUGAUUUCUGCUCGAGUUUUGCCAUGCCAAACUAUUGAGCUCAAUUUUGCCAAGAGUCGAGGUGUAAUAUACAAUCCCACAAGUACCAUCUUCAUAAACGUGCCUGUAAUUUCCAAGCUGCAAUGGCACCCUUUCACUAUAACUUCAAACAGCAGCUUAGAACCGGAAAAUCUUAGUGUGCUAAUCAAAUGUGAGGGCAGUUGGACUAAGAAUUUAUACGACACGAUAUCGUCUCCUUCCUCCAUCGAGCAUCUUCAAGUCUCGGUUGAAGGACCGUAUGGACCAGCCUCGACAAGUUUUCUCAGGUAUAAUAUGUUGGUGAUGAUCAGUGGAGGAAGUGGAAUAGCCCCUUGCAUUUCCAUCAUCAGAGAGCUAAUAUUCAUGAGCUCAACUACUCAACAUUGCAGAAUCCCAAAUAUCAUGCUCAUUAGUGUGUUCAAAAACACCUCACACCUCUCCAUGCUAGACCUCAUACCCCCAAUUUCUCACACAAAGUACUCUUGCAACUUGGGCCUGCGAAUCGAGGCCCACGUGACGAGAGAGAAGGCCCGGCCCACGGAAAAACCACACCCAAUCCGAACCGUGCAGUUCAAGGCCAGCCCAUCCGACGCCCCUAUCUUCCCAGCACUAGGCCCCAACAGCUGGCUUUGGCUGGCCACGAUUAUAUCAUCGUCUUUCGUCAUUUUUCUCGUGUUUCUAGGGAUUUUCACGCAAUACGUCGUGUACCCUGUCGAUAAAAACACCUACUUUUCGUACUCUUCCGCUAAGAAGAAUUUGAUGAACAUUUUUUUGAUAUGUUGCUCCAUAGUGGUGGCUGCAAGUGGUGUGUUCGUGUGGAAUAAGAAGCAGAAUGCAAAUGAGGACAAGCAAAUCCAGGACAUGGAAAAAAGUGGAAACACAUUUGGGUCAAUGGAUGGUGUGGAAUUAGAGAGCUUUCCCCUACAGUCAGUUAUCAAGUCCAUCGACGUGCAUUAUGGUCGAAGGCCCGAUCUAAAGAGGAUUCUAAUGGAGAUCCAAGAGUCAAAUGUUGGAGUACUUGUUAGUGGGCCUAUGGAGAUGAGGCAUGAUGUUGCUGGUAUUUGCUCCACUGGGCCAACAGAGAAUCUACAUUUUGAGUCCAUCAGCUUCACUUGGUGA
This is a messenger RNA of Striga hermonthica, 1863 nucleotides long. Lineage: Eukaryota; Viridiplantae; Streptophyta; Magnoliopsida; Lamiales; Orobanchaceae. The record is from the annotation of a GenBank genome assembly.